Lymnaea stagnalis (great pond snail) is the source of this 804-nucleotide messenger RNA. Lineage: Eukaryota; Metazoa; Mollusca; Gastropoda; Lymnaeidae. The record is from the annotation of a GenBank genome assembly.
AUGGCAAGGGCAGCUAACUGGGAGGACUGUAGGACUGAAACUUGUAAGAACAAAGUCAAGUCUUUAAAUGACUUCAAAAAUUCAAUGCUAGAUUUCCCAUGUACAUUUAAUUUGGUGCUACCAAACUUAACACCGGACCUAACAGUAACUUCUAAAGCGAGCGGGCUGACCGAGCCGUAUCUGGCAAAACACAAUUGCCGUCGCCUGAAACAUGAACUUCGCGAUGAGAGCGAUGACGAGGACUUCGAAGAAGCUGUUUGGAAAAAAAACUUUCUGACGCGCAUUUUGUAUGAGCUGGAUGGUGACGUAAUGAAAGCCACGAAGCUGAACCAGAAGAUCAUGAGACUCGAGACGAACUCCAACAACCUCACGGCUUUGGCAAACUCAGCUUUUCUGCACUUCCAUAAUCAAGAGAUCAAGAAAGCGAUGGAGGUUUUGAAAAAAUUACGUGAACUGAAGCAAGCCGACGCCGCUGUGUUCAAGGGCUUGAAAGUCCAGGCACUGAUCGAGCAGGCGUAUGCAUUCCGCAAGCUCGGAGGCAGCAGCAACCUGCUCUGCGCGAUACAGCUUUUGACGACGGUGACAGAUUUCGUUCCCGAAGACGAAAAAGUGAAGUUCAUGCUGGCUUUGGUUUACCGACGGUGCACCAGCAUGAUGCUGUACACGGAGAACUCUGAGAGAAUCGACAGAAAGAAACACGCGCUAGAAGCAGCGAAUCGUUUGCACGAGCUGGGAACCACGGCCAAAGAUAAAUCAAUCAGAGCUGCAGCCAUCGCCGAGCUGGCUUUCCUCAGAAAGGGGGAU